Molecule: messenger RNA, 2760 nt
Organism: Rhodamnia argentea
Lineage: Eukaryota; Viridiplantae; Streptophyta; Magnoliopsida; Myrtales; Myrtaceae
Product: B3 domain-containing protein REM17-like
Exons: 13
Coding region: 43-2760 (905 amino acids)
Molecular function (GO): DNA binding
Source: RefSeq, a predicted model, not a curated record
CUUCUUCGGAAGUCAGACCGUCACCGUCACCGGAGAUUGAUCAUGGCUCGACUUCGCCGUCAUCAUCGUCGUUGCCAUCGUCGCCGGAGAGAGGACGAAGGCGCCGAGCGGGAGGUGACUCCCGCCACUCGACCAAGCCGCCCUCAUUUCUUCAAGAUCAUACUCUCCCACACCCUCGAAUCUGGAAAGCUUGGAAUCCCAAAGAGCUUCUUAAGCAGACAUGGAAAAGAUCUCUCGGGUCUGGUGCUUCUCAAGGUUGUAGGUGGUUCAACCUGGCCUGUGGAGCUAGAACAGAGUGACAAUGACGUGGUUUCGUUGUGGAGAGGGUGGCGAGAGUUCAUGGAGCAUUAUUCCAUAGGUCAUGGUCAUUUCAUAGUCUUCAAAUAUGAAGGGGACUCUACUUUCGAUGUGAUAAUAUUCGAUAAGAGCGCUUCAGAGAUCGAUUAUCCCUUGAGCAUCCAAAGUCACGCAGCAGCAAGCCCCGAGGGCGAAUUCGUCUCUCGGAAAGAGGAAAAUGUUGUGGAAAUCGAAGAUUCGGAGGGGUUCGUGCCUCGUCCUUGGCCAAGUUCAAACGGCUCGUCACGAGAAUUUGGAGGUCCAAGUUCUCUCCCUGCUCUUGAAUUAGCCAGCAAAUUUGAAUCAGACCAUCCAUUUUUUAAAGUGGUGAUGCGACCUGCGUAUGUUCGGAAUUAUUUGGGCAUUCCUCGGGAAUUUUUCAGGAAACAUGUUCAGAAGAACAAGCAAGUUGCGACUCUUAGGUACUCAGACAGAUUGUGGCAAGUGAAGCUGAGGAGCUAUGAACACCAAAAAAUGACAUUUCUCUCCACCGGUUGGUCCUCAUUCGUGAGAGAAACUGGUCUUUGUGCAAGAGAUGUCUGCGUGUUCGAGCUCAUUGAUAGGGAUGACAUUGCGUUUAGAGUCUCCAUUUUCACUAGUGAUGGUCGGAUCGAAAUCGAACAGUCUCAAUGCCGAGAGAGCUCUUCGGAGCCAGCUUUUCACGGUACUCCAUGUCUGAGCCCAGUCUCUGCUCCUGAAAAAGUUAGGGGAUUUGAAUCGGACCAUCCAUUUUUCAAAGUGGUGAUGCGGCCUUCUUAUGUUUGGAAUAAAUUGGCGGUUCCUCGUGAAUUCUUCAGGAAGCAUGUUCAAACGAACAAGCAAGUUGCGACUCUUAGGUACUUAGACAGAUUGUGGCAAGUGAAGCUGAGGAGCUAUGAACAUCGAGGAAUGGCAUUUCUCUCUGCCGGUUGGCCCUCAUUCGUGAGGGAAACUGGUCUUCGUGUAAGAGAUGUAUGCGUGUUCGAGCUCAUUCAUAGGGAUGACAUUGUGUUCAGAGUCUCCAUUUUCACUAGUGAUGGUCUGAUCGAAAUCGAACAGUCUCAACUCCGAGAGAGCUCUUCUGAGCCUGCUUUUCACUUUUCUCCAUGUCUGAGCCCAGUCUCUGCUCUUGAAUCAGCCAGCGAAUUUGGAUCCGACUAUCCAUUUUUCAAAGCAGUGAUAUGGCCUUCUUAUGUUCGGAAUAAAUUGGGCAUUCCUUGUGAAUUCUUCAGGAAACAUGUUCAAAAGAACAAGCAAGUUGCGACUCUUAGGUACUCUGACAGAUUGUGGCAAGUGAAGCUGAGGAGCUAUGAACACCGAGGAAUGGCGUUUCUCUAUACCGGUUGGUCUUCAUUCGUGAGAGAAACUGGUCUUCGUGUAAGAGAUGUCUGCGUGUUCGAACUCAUUGAUAGGGAUGACAUUGUGUUCAGAGUCUCCAUUUUCACUAGUGAUGGUCGAAUCGGAAUCAAACAAUCUCAAUGCCGAGAGAGCUCUUCCGAGCCAGCUUUUCACUUUUCUCCAUGUCUGACCACAGUCUCUGCUCAUGAAAAAGCCAGGGGGUUUGAAUCGGACCACCCCUUUUUCAAAGUGGCAAUGCGUCCUUCUUAUGUUAGCAAAUAUUUGGCCAUUCCUUGGGAAUUCUUCAGUAAACAUGUUCAAAGGAACAAGCAAGUUGCGACUCUUAGGUACUCAGACAGAUCGUGGCAAGUGAAGCUGAGGAGCUACUAUCACAGACGAACGGCAUUUUUCUCCACCGGUUGGCCCUCAUUCGCAAGAGAAACCGGUCUUCGAUUAAGCAAUGUCGGCGUGUUUGAGCUCACCGAUAGGGAUGAUAUCGUGUUCCGAGUCUCCAUUUUCAGAAGUGAUGACAUUCUUCCUAUUCUCAGUCAGUAUUCAAAUCCCAGAGAAACCUAUUCAGAAUCUGUUUGUUCUUUGAUUGAUGAGAUAAUCAUUUGGGAGGUGCGAAUUCUACUUGGUUAUAUCUUCUGGGAAGAGCUUGAAAGUCGGAUCGAAAUCGAAAAGCCUCAAUGCCGGGGGAGCUCUUCGGAGCCAGCUUUUCAUAGUUCUCUUCCGUGUCUGACUCCUGUCACUGCUCAUGAAAAAGCUAGCAAAUUUGAAUCGGAGCACCCGCUUUUUCAUGCUGUGAUGUUGCCAAAUCAUAUGAACCGAAAAUUGAACAUUCCUUGGGAGUUCAUAAAGACAUACGUUCGGGAAGUCCCGCGAAUGGCGACUCUUGUUAGUUCCGGCAGAUCGUGGGAGGUGAAGCUCUAUGGCUAUCGGCGCUUCCACAUUGCAUGCUUGGCAGCCGGUUGGCCCGUGUUCGCAAGAGAAGCUCGCUUGCGCGGAGGAGAUGUCUGCGUGUUCGAGCUCAUCGAUAGGGACAAUAUCGUGUUCAGAGUCUCCAUCUUCAGGAAUGCAAAUAAAGGAGUGAUUUGCAUCGAUUGA